CCGAUUGCGUAUUGUUGUGCAGGAAAUUUUCCCACAAGCUAGCCAGAAAAACACCAACCCUUCGCCGUUCUGCAGUCGGUCCGGAAAUCGUUAGGGAGAAGCACAUUUCCAUCCACCGGCGAUGCUGCUGCUACUCGUCAAGCGGACGCUACACAGCGCGACCGGCGGCGGCGCCGCCACCAAGCCGAAGGUGUCCGAGGUGCUGACCGCCUACCUGAAGCAGUGCAACGAACCGCCCUGGACGUCGUACUUCAUCAAGCACAGCGACGUGCGGAACGAUCAGUUCGGCUGGUCGCACUUCAACUGGACGCUCGACACCGGGGCCAACUAUCACAUCCUGCGCACCGGCUGCUACCCGUACAUGAAGUACCACUGCACGCGCCGCCCCUGGCAGGACCUGACGCUCGACGAUCGGUUCUUUCGCUGCAUCAAGGUGGCCAACCUGGGGCUGCCGCAGCUGUUCUACGGCCUUGCCGCCGUCUUUCUGAUCCGCCACGUCGAGCUGGUGCAGCUCGGCGACGGGCGGCCCCCGGUACCGAUCUACUUCCUGUACGCGGAAGACAAGGGCUCCCUGUACUGAACGAGGACGUGAUGGCUAGCAGCUAAAUAAAUUGACUACCAAAUAUUCAGUUUCA
Messenger RNA from Anopheles arabiensis, 635 nucleotides. RefSeq lists its product as uncharacterized. The record is from RefSeq and is a predicted model, not a curated record. The coding region runs from base 122 to 580 and encodes 152 amino acids. Lineage: Eukaryota; Metazoa; Arthropoda; Insecta; Diptera; Culicidae. The transcript has 3 exons.